AUGUCCUUUAUGGGAUGGGAGCCGCUGCCCGAGGACGAGGUUACACUAGCGCAGAUUCUGGCCGAAAACGGGUAUCACACGGCUGCAGCGAUUGACACGCCGUUCUACAUCCGCGGGGAAAUGAACUACGAUCGCGGGUAUCAGACCUUCUUCUUUCAUCCGGGUCAGGAAGGUUCGCCAACUCGCGUUCAGCAGGUUGGCAACCAUGAAUCGCGAGACAUUCGCGAUAGGUGGCGACUGGAGAAGGACCAUAACGCGCCGCAGACCUUUGCAAACGCAAUGAACUGGCUGGAGACUCACUACAAAGAGGACUUUUUCCUUUAUAUAGACACCUGGGAUCCGCAUGAGCCUUGGGAAGCGCCGCCAUAUUACUCUGAGCUGUACUGGCCUGGCUAUGAUGGCGAGAUCAUUCAGCCAAUAUACGGGCAUUGGCAGGACGAGCCGGGAUUCUCCGCAGAGAAGGUGAAGAAGGCGAACGCAACUUACUGCGGCGAAAUCACGAUGGUCGAUACCUGGAUCGGUUACUUCCUGCGGCGAGUGGAGAACAUGGGUCUGAUGGACAAGACCGCCAUAAUCUUCACUUCCGACCAUGGCUUCUACUUCGGAGAGCAUGGUGGGAAGUUCGGUAAGAUGUCCUUCGACAAGCGCGAAGGUGGUGGACUGUAUAGGUUCGGAGACUCCGAUGCGCGUUGGGCGCAUUCUCCUCUGUACGAGGAGUUAGUAAGGAUUCCGCUAGUGGUAUAUGUGCCCGGUGUGGAGCCGAGCGUGUAUGACGGAAUGACCUCUGUGGUGGACGUUAUGCCGACCGUACUGGACAUCGCGGGUGUGAGCUCCCCCGGCAAUGUUCAUGGAGCCUCAUUGCUGCCGAGGAUGCGUGACAGUAGUGCCGCGGGACGCGAAUUCACAGUGAGCACGAUACCGUUCGCGAAUCCGGGAGACGAGGUGCGCUCGGUGGACAGUAUCAGGCGCAACCUGGUCAACUCGCAGGUGACCACGAUUACGGCGGGCGACUGGUCGUUACUUUACAGCAUGGACGAGGGAAUGUCGGAACUGUACAACCUCGCCAACGACCCGGCGCAGGAAAACAACAUCAUAUCGGGAAACUUGGGAGUGGCAAAAGAGGUUCAUCGGUAUCUGCUGAAAUUCAUGCGUGAGACAGGAGUGUCUGACCAUCUUCUGAAACCGCGCCAGGAGUUCAGGCUUUAA
Molecule: messenger RNA, 1206 nt
Organism: Geodia barretti
Lineage: Eukaryota; Metazoa; Porifera; Demospongiae; Tetractinellida; Geodiidae
Source: the annotation of a GenBank genome assembly